Messenger RNA from Gymnodraco acuticeps, 1436 nucleotides. RefSeq lists its product as uncharacterized. The record is from RefSeq and is a predicted model, not a curated record. The coding region runs from base 504 to 1160 and encodes 218 amino acids. The transcript is spliced from 2 exons. Gene Ontology annotation, molecular function: nucleic acid binding; zinc ion binding. NCBI's taxonomy places the organism in Eukaryota, Metazoa, Chordata, Actinopteri, Perciformes, Bathydraconidae.
CAAACUUAAAAAAAAAAUAAAAAAAACCCUACCCAGAUUUAAAGUUAAGUUCGGAUGACAUAGGAUAUUAUUUAUCAGGAACGAAGGUGCUAGUCGGAGGGUUAGUAUUUCAAUCUUUGAUAACUUAAUAAUAUUCAUUCGAAUAGUUAGAGAACAUGUCACCAAAAUAAACUAAAUUGAGGUUAGACGCAGAGCCAGGCACAACUGCAGAUAUCAAGGAAAGGGUACAAAUCAGAUCAGAUGCUACAACAGUUCCAAAACUUAGACAGAAGACAUGGAACCAAGCUGAGAAACUGUGGGAACAGUGGCAAACAAGAGGACUGUUUCCAGCAGAUGAUCAACCUGGACCAACAAAAGCCCAUAGAAGAGCAGUACUCGACUAUGAGCACGAACAAUGCCUACAACAGCUAACUAUAUGGAGAGAAGCUGAAGAAAGAUUUAUAAGAGUUACAAGUCUGAUACUCCAUCUGGAAUAUGCCAGCCUAUUGGCAGACAGCAUACAUAUGGUCCAAGUAGCAGAUCUGGCAGUGAGGGAAGACAUAGCUCCAGUUAUCCAAACUCCGAAGCUGUAUCUAAGCCUGGCCGAAGUCCCUCCUCCCUCCCCGAAUGUUGGUUCUAUAGGAGAAGUCUUGCAGUUGGAUGGAGUCUCCACGGACAAACAUCUCAAAGAAUUGGAGUAUGAAGUAAAAGUGCUAACCAGUAAAUCAAAACACCUGAUGGAAGAGAACAUACGAUUAGAAGAAAUCACAGAAGAAAGACAAACACAAAAGACAGAAAUGGAAGCACUACAACUGAGACUCUUGAAGAUGCAAAUAGCUGAGAAAGAUACCGAAGCUAAUAAAAACAAGAAAGCGGCAAGGCAAAUGGCAGCUACAUCAGGGAUGGCCAUAGAACCAGAGAAGGCAGGUCAGACACCUCCAACAAUUCAAGCUCAGGAAGUGCCAGAGAUUCAGGUGCAGAAUCAACAAAGAGGGGGAGGAGGUUUCCGAGAAAGACAAAGUGGCAGAGAAGGAGGGCGUUUCCAAGGAGGUAAUCGAUCAACAGGACAAGGUUUCCAAGGUGAAGGAUGCUCCAUAUGUGGUCAGCUGACACAUUGGUCCAGAGAGUGUCCGCAGAACAUUGCACCAAACAACGGCCCUCCAUGCAGUUACCCCGGGUAGGUUUCCAUGAUGACAACGGAGGCAGGGGGUCCCAGAGAUGUCAAAGACGAACAGCAUUGCCAAACAUGACCCAAAUGCCACUGACACCCUGGUAUCAACCACAACAAUGAGGAAGCUCAGAGGGCCAGACCACCAGGUGAUGCAUCUUCAGCACAAGGGUAUUUUGAAAUCCAGCUACAUUGAGCCAUAUCUGUCACCACAGAAGGGAGAGGUUUAAUGUUUAAUGUAAAAACAAAAUCGAGAGUAGCAUUUGCAUUUACACAUAAAGCAUCCACA